Saxophila tyrrhenica is the source of this 1392-nucleotide messenger RNA. RefSeq lists its product as uncharacterized. The transcript has a single exon. Bases 1 to 1392 code for a protein of 463 amino acids. The record is from RefSeq and is a predicted model, not a curated record. Lineage: Eukaryota; Fungi; Ascomycota; Dothideomycetes; Mycosphaerellales; Extremaceae.
AUGCUGCAGAUAUAUCAGAAAGCCGCCCAGGUCAUCGUUUGGCUUGGUGAUCAGCAGCAGUACAACAGGACUGCAGUCCGAUACCUGGACUGGCUGGCAAACCGCUACCCUCGAUCGUGGCUGCAGCCUUCUUACGUUGACUUUCAUUCUGCUUAUUGCCACUUGGGAAUGUUGUCGGUCUGUAGUGGGCUCACGGACCUCUGCAACAGAGACUGGAUAAGACGCAUCUGGAUCAAGCAAGAAGUAUGGGCGAAUCGGAACGUAGUCGUCAUGUGUGGCGAUACUCAGUUCACGUGGCAAGCGUUCCAGUACUGCUCGGACGUAAAAUUGUUGUUAGGAAUCAUCUUGGAGGCAAAUGAAGAAGGGUAUGUAUUGCGCUGGCAGACGAGUGGACCACAUGGUGCCAGCAUUUCAGAAAGCCAGCUGCGUGCUCUUCGGGGGCUCCAGAUCGCCAACGGGGAGGGCAUACAAGCUCACACCUGGGACAAAUCAGACGCCCCACACGAGAUUGUCGACCUUCUCAACUCGUCUAGCGAAAGCAAGAGCCUGGAAGAGAGCGACAGGAUCUAUGCAGUCCUUGGGAUGGCCAACAUUCCCACAGAGGCGGCCGCAACACCUGGCCAAAACCAAAACCCUGCUUUUGUGCCGAUUGGUUACAAUCGAGGUUAUCACCAGGUCUGCCAGGAUCUGUCCAGGUACCUGAUGUAUCAUCUGGGCGUGUACGCUGUCUUAAAUACUGAGGGUGCUUUCGGAAGUCGGGAUGGUAUCAAUCUGCCAUCAUGGUGUCCGGACUUCAGACAGCCCAUCGACCCUAUGGUCUCUGGUAGGUCAGAGCCAGGCGACGCCGUCUGGGAAUACUCACAUCCCUCCCGCUUGCAGAAACAUCGAGAGCUGGGUAUCAACUACGACUCCAACACUCUCGCCGUCCGGGGUUAUGUUAUCGCUACCUUGAGUGUAGACCUACAGUCGACCGUGGAGGAGCUUCAUCCCAUCCCAUCUGGCUUCUCUGACUUCGAGGAGAGUCUAAAGUUGAUGGAUUGCGACAUCCUGUCUCAUAUGGCACGGUCAUGGCAUCAAGUCAGGAACCCACAUACUCCAGACCCGGUCUUUCGGGAUUUAAUGGGUGGACUAAGGCAUUACGUACAGGCUCAGGGUGGGUUUGCCGUGCCCGAGGAAGCUCGCAGGGGCGAUUUGAUCGUGAUGGUGUUUUCUUCCAGGCUACCGCUCGUGAUGCGAAGGUCGACUGCCAAUGACAUGUAUUCAUUCGUGGGCUGUGCAUGGCUGAAUCCCUCGGCAGAGCACCAUAUACAGGCUUGGGUCAACUUGGACCGAUUGCUUGAUGAUGAUACCUCAAUUGAUCGCUGGCCUGCCGACGUCUUGCAUCUUGAGUGA